Misgurnus anguillicaudatus (oriental weatherfish) is the source of this 3546-nucleotide messenger RNA. RefSeq names its product SLAIN motif family, member 2 (gene slain2). NCBI's taxonomy places the organism in Eukaryota, Metazoa, Chordata, Actinopteri, Cypriniformes, Cobitidae. Gene Ontology annotation, cellular component: microtubule plus-end. The record is from RefSeq and is a predicted model, not a curated record. Gene Ontology annotation, biological process: cytoplasmic microtubule organization; positive regulation of microtubule polymerization; microtubule nucleation.
UGAUGACGUCUGACACCUCUAGUUUCUCAAAGAUUUUCCAGUUAGCGCGACUGGCCGACGGUAAAGAUGGCGACGGAGUUCAUAGUGUGUACUAAUGCUCGGAGAAGAUGACGACGAUAGGAUUAGUAACUUUCAAGUCACGGUGUUGACAGCGCUCCCUUCAAACACCUUUUGAAAAAGACUCGCUAACUUUUUGACUUUGGUGGUAGUUGACCAAACCUGACAGACACAACCGGUCGUGGACACAUCGUCGGUUUAACCAUGGAGGAUAUUAACUCAAACAUAAACGCGGACUUGGAGGUGCGGAAGCUUCAAGACUUGGUGAAGAAACUCGAGCAGCAGAAUGAGCAGCUCAGGAGCCGAUCCAGUCUGCUCUCCUCCAAUUCUUCCGGCGGGAACACAAGACCCAUGAGCGCCGGGUACGAGUCUCCGGGUGCGGCGGCGGGGCUCGCCGGGUUCACUGGGGUGGGGUUCGGCGGAUCGAGGGGUUUUACCGGUGCUUUGGAGAACUCACGGAUGAGCCCGAGACGAUCAUAUCACGGCGGUACUUAUGGUGGGGGUUAUGACAGUGACAUUGGUUCUUGUACCACCUCUAAAACGAGCCUCUCGUCAUAUUACAAUGAUUCGUUGGAUUUUAUCGAGGACGGGGAAACUUCAGUACUUGAUGAGGUGGAGAUUCUCGAUCUGGAAGACAUGGAUUGCCUCAAUGAGGAUGAAGACAGCUGGUUGUAUGAGGCGAAAUUGAACAGUCCUCUACAGAAAGCCUUGAGUCCCAUUGUGUGGUGCAGACAAGCUCUGGAUAAUCCAAGUCCUGAUAUGGAGUCUGCUAAACGCUCUCUUCUACACAGACUUGACCUUACGAUGUCAGAAAAUAAGCGGAGGAGUCUGUACAACAGCUCCUACAGUCCUCAAGUGAACUACGGAAGCCCGUACAGCACAAACGCAGCAAACAGUCCAUACAGCAGUGGCUUCAACUCCCCAUUCUCCACGCCAUCUAGAGUUCCCAUUGUCAAGCAGUUAGUUUUGCCCGGCAGCGCAGGUCACCAGCGUGGAUCGACGGAAAGAAAUACACAGGCGGUAAGCCCACAAUCCUCAAUAGACAGUGAGUUAAGCACAUCAGAGAUGGACGAAGACUCUGUCGGUUCAUCGACCACAUACAAACUCAAUGACGUCACAGACGUGCAGAUACUCGCCCGCAUGCAGGAAGAGAGUUUAAGGCAAGAAUACGCUGCAACGGCUUCUCGACGUAGCUCCGGUUCAUCGUGUCAGUCGUUACGACGCGGAACUCUGAGCGACCAAGAGCUGGACGCACAGAGCCUGGAUGACGACGAGGAGGCCGUCCACCACUCCUACCACACGCCCAUCAACCGCUUCAGCCCCUCCCCUCGACACUCCCCCCGCGCCUCUCCCAGAAACUCGCCCCGUUCCCGCUCGCCCGCCCGCUCGUUAGAGUACAGCCGUGCCUCUCCUCAACCAAUCAUGAGUCGCCUUCAACAGCCUCGACACUCUCUGCAGGGCCACGACACCCAGACCAACGCACUUAAGAAUGAAGAAAAAUUGAGGCGUAGUCUCCCGAACCUCACGCGAUCCGGCUCCGGACCGACUGCGGAGCCGGUCAAAAACAGCAGGAGCUGUGAGUCAAAUCUGCAAGUGCCAAACGGAGGAUCACCCAGACAUCAGAGUCAGUCUGCCAGUGAGUGUACAAACACACACACCAGUCAGUUCAUCACAUCGCACCAAAGGCUCUCCGCGCCUGCCCGCUCGUCUCCGAAACCAAAAGAGAGACUCCAGAGCCCGACGUCUCUACGAGUUCCUCUCUCGUGUUGCUUUGGAGAGGAAGCAGAUUUCAUGCCCUCUUCCAGUAAGUUAAGGACUCCUGCUGCCCCGUCUCCUCUGGCCCUACGGCAGCCUAUGAAGGUCAUGUCUAAUCAUGGUUCAGGCACAGCCACGCCCACGCGCUCUAUAGCCCCACCCCGCAGCGGUCUGCCACGCCCCAGUGCUGGUGGGGGUUUACCAGUUCCACGGAGCAAACUGGUCCAGCCUGUGCGCAGGUAAUGAUAAUGUCUCUGCCAGCUCCAAGGACAUACGGUGGUAUCAGAGACGAGAGCUGGAGAGAGGGCUGCUACUGAGCAUGCCCAGAACCAGCAGCACAAACAGUAGUACAACCUGGCACUUUAUGAAGAUACAACGCAAAUAAAAGACUCAUUCUUCCAAACAGAUUAUAAUGACUUGAUGUGGAAGGCAGACUGGACAUCACAGGACGCCAAAGAAUCAGACUGGGAUUUGGCCACUUGGGGGCGCCCUCACCUAGCAAACAGAAUACACAGUCACGCUUGCAAAUCCCCAACCCAACACACAAGAGAUGAGCCGAAAAGCUUAUUUUCUCUUGUUAGUUAAAUUCUUUGGCUGCUGAAAUUCACAUGGGAAAGGUCUGUAUGGUGAUACAGAGUCAAUGCCGUGAGAGUUGCAUUUAGUCCGAAUGUCUUUCAUAUCUAUGUGGUCUGUUAUUUAUUUGAAACCAUUAUUUAACAUAUUUCUUUCAAAGAAUAUCCAAACAGUAUUUGUUUUUUAUGAAUAUAAAUAUAUAUAUCGAUCUAAUGCCUAAUUAUUAUUUUCUCUGCUUUUUUUCUUUCUGAAUGUCAACCUCAACUGCAAAGCUACGUUUCCAAAGCAUUUUAUGUCUGAACAAUAUUGGAAGCAUAUAAGAGUUUGUGAACAAUUGUGCAAGCACAAAUCAACCUUUUUCUGAUUUUGAAAGAAAUCGGUCAUGAGACAUGUCCCGAUAUGUAUUUGUAUUUCCUAAAUGGAAAUUGAGUGAUUCACUGAAUAUAAAAGUCUGAGACUAAUUUAAUUGGGUACACUGUUGUUUCGUCAAACUUGUUGAUCGGUAAUUCAUCAGUCCCAGUGUUAAUGUCUCAGUUGCAGGGGUCGUAAAAAGAUUUGUGCGGGUGAAGUGUAGUGGUUUUGUGCUGUUAAUUUAGGAAAAUUCCUGGUCAUGUCAUUUGUUGUCAUACAAUGAGUGUAACCGAUAGAUGGCCAAGAAAUGAAAUGGCGCUUACCAGUGUAUGAUAAACAUACGGUGAUGACAUCAUGCUGCACACUAUCGAGACCGCGCAAGUUUGUUUUUCAAUGAGUGCCUAUAAUUUAUAAUUCUGUAAUUGCUUCAGAUUUAAUUUUUUUUUGGUUUGUGCCCAUUGCGUUUUUUGCCAAUAUUAUUUACUUCAGGGUUUUUUUGCAUUUAUUGCUCAGUUUUUGUAAUUGCUUUGAUAAAGUUUAUAUUUGUUUUUGUAACAACCUUAUGUCAUAAAAGCCCCUUGAUAUUUAUGACUGAAUACUAUGCUAUGAUAAGAGGCUUAUUUAUAAAAUGAUGAGAUGCCUUUGUGUGGUGAGAUAUAGCGUUAGACGAAUGCUUGAGCCUAGUAUGGUCAUGAAUACAUGACAUGCCAUUUUGUGGGUUGUUUUUUGGUAAAACCUUUUAUAUCUUCACAAACAUAAUGCUCUGUUUCCCCUGUGUUAAAUCAUUUCAAAUAAAAUGGAAAAAAUGCU